AUGAACCGCAUCAAACAUAUUCAUAACAUUUUCCCUCACAUAUCAACGAUGGCCAACGACUUAACAACAGCAAAGACCGUUACUCUACGUGAUCGAGUAGGCGAUUGGAUAUUUAAACAUUUCUGGCAUAGUGAUAUGCGUCCAAGUCCAAUACUCGUUCUAGAAUACACAAAGGUAUUGAUGAAUGUGGCUGCUGCUGAUGGUGUUCUUGCUGAUGCUGAACGUAAAUGGAUUUUGGGUAACUUCUUGGCAAAAGGCGGUGCUGAUGAAGAUGUUGAAUUUUUUGAAAAAUAUACACCAAGCAAACAAGAAAUUGAAGAGACAUUAAAUGUACGUCCAACAUUUGUUCAAGAGAUUUCUCGAGCCAUUCUGUUCGAAUCAUUUCAAGCAGCGAGUGCUGAUGACGAAUUACAUAAAGAUGAACGAAAUGCAAUCUUUCGACUAGCUCAAAUUAUGAAUAUACCAGAAGCAGAAGUCAACGAAAUUGAAGAAUUGUUUAAGGCUGAAGUCGCUCAUCGAAAACGAGUGGUUGAUCUUAUGUUUCCUAAAGGUAUUAAAGGCACAUGUGAUGUUUCUAUUCAUGAAUUCGUUAACAAAUAA
Messenger RNA from Adineta ricciae, 600 nucleotides. Lineage: Eukaryota; Metazoa; Rotifera; Eurotatoria; Adinetida; Adinetidae. The record is from the annotation of a GenBank genome assembly.